AGAUUUACAAAAAAAGAGAUGAUGAUGCCAACUGGGUUUAGAUUCAAUCCGACAGAUGCGGAGCUCAUUGAAAUUUUGGAAAGAAAAGUUUCUGGGCAAGAGAUGCCUGUGCAUGAUGCGUUCAUUAUCGAAAGAAAUGUCUAUGAGCUUGAUCCACAAGAUCUUCUAUGGGAUCCAACGGUGGUGUUAUCAGACAAUGAGAGAUACUGCUAUUACAUAAGGGCGACAGAUUCCAGAGAAGUAAUUGGUCGAGGAUGGUGGAGAGCUACCGGCCAUGUUAAGAAAAUUUAUGCUAAUAAUAAUGAACAUAUUGAACAUGUGGUGGGUUACAAGAGGCCUCUAACAUUUGUCAAAUUUACUGAUAAUGAAAGAAAGCGAAAAAAUGCCUUCAAAACUAAUUGGAUUAUGCACGAAUAUAGCCUCGACUCCAACUCAACGGAAUGGAGACUCUGUAAGAUCAUAUAUAAAGGAAAAGCAAGUAUGAAAGAACUGGAUAAUACUAAAAAUGACUACACAUUGAGUAUUAAUGAUUUAGGAGGCAGUUGCAACAGUUCAAUAAUAAUGGUGAUGCAGCCAAAUUUUAUUGGUGAAGAAGAACAGGAGCAACCACAAAGCUUGGAGCUAGACAAUUUAUAUGAAUAUGAUCCUCAUUCUGAAGCCAUCAGCAGUUCAAUAACGGUGAUGCAGCUUGAUUUUAUUGGUGAAGAAGAGCAGCAAUUACCACAAAUCUUAAAUCUAGACGACAAUGUUUACGAAACAUUUUCUGAAGCAAGCAGCUCAAUGGACAUGCAGCUUUUACAGGCUUUGCAGCUGGAAAACGAAGGAAAUGAAUCUCAUUUCAAGCAAAAUAUGCAAAUGGAAGAGACGGAUGUUCAACAACAACAACAAUCGAAUGCUUCAUAUGAUCCAAUCUUAACUCACAUUGCUUAUUCAAACUAUUUCUCCGAUGUGUCGGAUGAAUUAUUUCCUAGCCUUUGGUCUUAUUAGCUUUUUGAGUGAAAUUUAUUUGAUUUUUUAGUUUUUGUAUAGAAAUUUAAGUUCGAGGAUUGAUUCAUUUUACAACAAUGUUAUAUGUGUUUAGUUUUGAAGA
This is a messenger RNA of Mangifera indica (mango), 1090 nucleotides long. Its product is annotated as NAC domain-containing protein 83-like. The transcript has 3 exons. Gene Ontology annotation, biological process: regulation of DNA-templated transcription. The record is from RefSeq and is a predicted model, not a curated record. The coding region runs from base 19 to 987 and encodes 322 amino acids. Lineage: Eukaryota; Viridiplantae; Streptophyta; Magnoliopsida; Sapindales; Anacardiaceae. Gene Ontology annotation, molecular function: DNA binding.